Tachysurus vachellii is the source of this 7530-nucleotide messenger RNA. It is a transcript of the gene ehbp1l1b, whose product is annotated as EH domain binding protein 1-like 1b. Gene Ontology annotation, molecular function: protein binding. NCBI's taxonomy places the organism in Eukaryota, Metazoa, Chordata, Actinopteri, Siluriformes, Bagridae. The coding region runs from base 126 to 6152 and encodes 2008 amino acids. The record is from RefSeq and is a predicted model, not a curated record. The transcript is spliced from 27 exons.
CGUCCAGCACCCGUCAGUCGUGCAGCUGUUCAUCCUCCACUCCUCUAACUUCUGUCUCUUUCUUCUAUUUAUUCACUUAUUUUCACCUCCACCGCUGUGACGGGCUUCAGGAUUUAAUCCCCGAGAUGAGUUCUGUGUGGAAGAGACUGCAGAGGGUCGGGAAAAAGGCCACCAGGUUCCAGUUCGUGGCUUCAUAUCAGGAGCUUACAGUGGAGUGUACAAAGAAAUGGCAGCCUGAUAAACUACGUGUGGUGUGGACCAGGAGAAACAGACGCAUCUGCUCAAAGCUUCACAGCUGGACGCCGGGGAUUAAAAACCCAUACAGAGGCACAGUGGUGUGGCCCGUCCCCGAGAAUGUGGACAUCACCGUCACACUCUUCAAGGAUCCUCAUGCUGAUGAGUUUGAGGACAAAGACUGGACCUUCGUCAUCGAGAAUGAAACAGUGAAGGGCCAGCGUAAGGUUUUGGCUUCAGUGGAUGUGAACCUGAAGAAGUUUGCGAGUGCGACAGUGACACAGAAGGACCUGACACUAAAGCUGAAGCCCUUAUCAGUGAAGGUGACUGAAGCCACAUUAAAGCUCUCGCUCUCCUGCGUAUUUCUCAAAGAGGGAAAAGCCACAGAUGAGGACAUGCAGAGUGUAGCGAGUCUGAUGAGUGUGAAGCCAACAGACGUCGGGAACCUGGAUGACUUUAAUGAGAGUGAUGAAGAGACAGAUACAUCAGGCGCAGUUGUUCCCACACACCCAGUCCUGGUCCCUGUCUCUAACCCAACACUGUAUUCUCGUCCUCCUUUACCUGCUCCCUCUAUUCCAUCUCUCCGUCUAUCAGGCUCUCCCUCUGAACAUCGGUCGACUCCGCCCAUCACACACACACGCAGACCCUCGCAAACACACACACACUCACACACACUUACACCUGGUGUGUCUCCUCCAACGCUGCCUAAAAUCUUCCAGCCUUCACCUGGAUCAGCUCCUGCAGCCUUCACCAGGAGAUUUUCUGCUACAGAUGACCUCAGCAUGACCCCCGCUGUGACCUCUGACCUGCUACAGCCACACCACUUUGAUGCUGUUUCCUAUAAACCUGCUUUUAGCCAAACUCUCGCUUCGUCUGACAUCCAGACAGACGCUCCUCAGCUUUCUGUUCUCAAUACCAAACUCGUACCUCCUCCCGUCUCUCCGUCUCCUGUCCUCUCCUGCUCACCUCACGCUCUGUCUCAGUCGUCCAGCUCAGCAUCAGCUCCUUCACUUCCCUCCUGUUUGGAGAAGUGGAGCUCAUCUGGUCCUGACCCCAUGACCCCUGUGCCUUUACUCAUCAGCCCUGAUCUCGAUGCAUUCUGUGAACCUGUUUCUGCCCCUGUUUCUUUCUCAGACCCCCCUGUUACCCCCCAGUCUGCCCCAGUGUCUCCCCCGCACCUGGACCAUGUCCUAAAAUCUGCCCAUUCCACUUACUCUUCACUUCUUGCUUCUUCUCCUCUUUCCUCUCAUUCUUCUCUCUCUGUCGUUCCUCAGCCUCCUGCUUCACUCUUAGACUCUUCAGAGUUUAAGGCUAACAGCGGCGAGGCUAACAGAAGCGAGGCUAACAGCGGCGAGGCUAACAGAAGCGAGGCUAACAGAAGCGAGGCUAACAGAAGCGAGGCUAACAGAAGCGAGGCUAACUCUCGGUCCAUUCCUGCACAGUGUGCUGAUAAACAGAGUCUGGGGUCAGUGCUCAAAGCAGGAAAGUCUGAUGAACUUCCUGUAUCUGAGGAUGUGGAGGACAUCAAGACUGUCCCUCCUCCGUGGCCUUUCUCCGUAUCUGGAUCCGUGUCUCGGUCUAUGUCCUCCAUCCCAGACAGACGAUCGGGAGACGUGUUGUGGGCGGAGCGUCCACCUCUCGCAGAAGAGGAGCCUGACUUUACAGUUGCAGACCUUAACGACGUGUAUGUGACGUCUCAAGAUGCGGAGAAUAAAAGUCUACCUACUACAGACAGAACUUCACCCACUGAGAUACAGGCUGAUAAAGAGGCUCCUGUCCCACCUGUGGUCAUACUCUUCAUCACAGAGGAUGAUGAGGAGUCACCCAAAAUGGCAGAACCAAAGGAGGAACCUGUGAGUCAAACUGUUCUGACUUGUUCUGAUGAGGACAAAGUGACGAUUACAGACAGCAUCAUCGAGUGUGAGGACGAGAAGAAACAUGAGCGAGAGGACAGCACUGUGAGGGACAGCAGCUUAAAUCAAAUCUCUACAAAUCCAAUAAAAAUCAGUGCUGACUCCCAAGUCACAGAGCCUGAAACACCCACCACUGAAGACAGACACUCUGAGGACACACACACCACAGACGCAGCCAUCACAGACACACACACUCCUGAUCCCCCCAGCGGUCAGAGUGAGAUCCCUCUGUGUGCAGCGAGAGCGAGGGAUCAGAAAGACGAGCUGGACGUCAGAGAGGAGACACACAGAGACACUUCACAUGGAGACAGUAACAUGGAGGUUUUCACAAGAGUGAAGGCAGAAACAGCAGGUUAUGAAACGGUGACGUCCAUGUCGAUUCCUACAGAAACCAACAAUCCUGAAGACACAGAAUCUGCAAACCAAGAGUUUGAAAUCCUUCCACCUGAAGCCUUCUGUGAUACAAACCUGAUCACAGCUACAAAAGGAACUACAGAGGAGCAUCACAAAGCACCGAUUAAUGAAGACAUUAACACUCAGAUUUCCUGUGAGGAUGCGAGUCAUGUGACAUCUGCCUCUGAGCCUUCAGGACAGAGCCUAGUGGAUUGCUUGAGGUUGGCUGCCUCAGAGGUAGAAAGAGAGGCAGAGUCUGUAAAAAAACAACCAGAAGCUGAAAUAAGCAACAGUAAAAGAACAGUACACAAGGUGAACAUCAGCAAGGAGUCCACAGGGGUAGGAGGCCAAACCUGCAGAAAUGAACAGAAACUUAAAGCAAAUGAGAAUUCAGAACCAAAUAUUGAGAAGUUCAGAAAGCCGUCUCAAUCUCCAGACUCUAGUACAAGUCCAGAUAAUAAUAAUGGUCUUUACUCCAAUGAGGAUGUUCCAGUUUUAAAAGAAGUUGAUUUUGAUGACAUAGCAAGUGAAGAACAGAGCACGAAUGAAGAACCUGGAGAAAUUAUACCAGAUCUUCAGAAGAAAGAGACAUAUGUGUGUCCCUUGGUUUUGUCUGAAAGUGUAGAGGAGGAGCUGGAGUUUGAGACGGGGCAGGAGGACCUGGGGACAGUGUGGCUCGCUGAACUCUAUAUGGACGAAGGACAGAUGGAAUCACCAGCAUCAUAUGAGAUCAUCAACACACAGCCUGAAGCCGUGUCACAGAACUCUCCAGCUGACAAAACAAAUCCUCCGCAAGAUGCAAAAGACGCAAAACCUCGUGAAAACAAGCAGAACAGAGCUUCAGUGCAGGAAGUUGAGCCUAAUGUUCCCUCUGGGUCCAGUGCUAUUGUUCUACCACAUUACAACACAAACAAAGGAAAUGGAAGUAAGAAUGAGGAAGUGAAGUGGGGAAGUACGAUCUCUCCAUCAGAGCGCACUUACAAAGCCAUCACACAGGCUGAACUUACUGUUCUUCAAACGAAGACAGAACAUCUUUUUUUAGGAAAAACAGGAAAGGUUCAGCCAGAUGAAGAUAAACAUGCCCCAAAUCAUGUCAGUAGACCUUUAGGAACAUCUAAAGAUAAGACAGAUGAUGGCAGUAGAUCUUCAGAAAUAGCUGAAGAACUGGGAGAUAACAUCAAGAGGUCAUCAGAAGCAGAACUAGAACAGCCAGAUGGUGUAAACACUAAAGAUGAACCAGGUGAUGCUACCCCAUGUUUGAGAAAAGAUCAGACAGAUGAUGGCAAAAGAGCAAAAGAGCAAGAAAACACCAGCAGAUCUUUAGGAACAGUGAACAAAGAGCUAGAUAAUGUUCAGAGACCUUCAGGAAUAGCUAAUGAACAGCCAGGUGAUGGCCAAAGAUCAUUAGGAACAGUCAAAGAAGAGCUCAAACAAUCUUUAGAAGAUGCUAAAAAACAACCAGAGGAUGUAAAAGAUCAGCCAGAUGAUGACAAGAGAGCAGCUGGAAAACAGGUAGAUAAUCAUCAGAGACAUUUAGGAGCACCAAUAGAACAGCCAGCCGAGGUCGAAGGAUUCAUAGCAUUGUCUAACGAACCGCUUGAUGAUGUCAGCUUUAGAGCUUUAGAAACAAGAACAGAAGAGCCGGAGGCUAGCACAAGAACAGCUAAACAUCUGUCAGAUGAUGUCACCUUUAGAUCAGUUAACAUUCCUUCAGGUAGCUCAGUGGAGCCACAGCAAAAAAACUCAGCAGAAUCUCUUAAUGAAACUACUGAAGAAUCUUCUGUUGUGUCAGAAGAGAGCUUCCUGCUGGAAAGGAUUUGCCAAAUGGCAGAGGACACGUCACCACCGUCUGUUCCUGUUUCUGUCCCGGUUCCUCGGCCCAGAAAGCGUCUCGUCCCCUCCGAGUCUGACUUUGAUCUUACACUGACACCUCCACUACAACACAGAGUCUACACUAUAUCACCAGAACAGAGUCAACUUCCUGUGUCAGAGGUCACUGUGACCUGUGAAGAUCCCACUGCAGAUGCUGCUGAGCUUCACGCUGAUGAAACAGAGACGAGUAAAAGCCAGAAGGAGCAAGUGUUAGAGGAUGAGAGAAAAGAGACACAAAACACAAAAUCCAACAAAGAAACUUUGGAAAACGUUCCAGCUCACAGAGUUGGUGCUGAGUAUGAGCUCGACGGAGCUCGAAUAGAAACGCUGACCGCUGCUCCGCUCCUGGACCAUCUGUGCGAGCUGCUGAGUAAAGAUUCAUCUUGUUCAGGAAUCUCAGGCUCCAUGUUGAAAGAGGAAAGUGAAGCUGCACUUGUGGAGAACGACAGCAGAAACUCUCUGUGUGAGGAAUCGGUGAAGACGUCGCUGCCUGUUCUGCCUCAAAGCACAAAGAAAAACAUCCCUCCACCAGUCAAUCUACAGGAAGUCCAACACAACACUACACCUGAACAGGUGGUGUCUCCCCUCCCAGCCCCCGCCCUUGUGAGCAGCAGUCAGUCAUUACUGCAGUGGUGUCAAGAAGUAACGCAGGGCUACAGAGGUGUGAAGGUGACCAACUUCAGCACAUCCUGGAGGAAUGGCCUGGCUUUCUGUGCCAUCCUGCACCACUUCCACCCAGAUAAGAUUGACUUUGAUGCCCUGGAGCCUCAGGAUAUAAAGCUGAAUAACAAGAGAGCUUUUGAUGGGUUCUCAGAGUUGGGGAUCUCCCGCCUCUUGGACCCUUCUGAUCUAGUUCUGCUGUCGGUUCCAGAUCGGCUCAUGGUGAUGACGUACCUUAGUCAGAUCCAAUCACACUUCUCAGGUCAGAACCUCAGUGUUUUGCAGUUAGAGAAGAACAGCAGCAAGUCCAGCUAUACUGUUUCCCAGCCAGACCAAACCAAUGGCACAGACACUCUGGAUGGAGACGGACCAACCAGCACGACUCUGAUCCCCCCGCCUCGGACCAAACGGCCAGUAAAAGGGGAUGACAUGAAGACGGAUGGAGGAGUGCAGACUCCAGUAGCACCACCACGGCACAGACAGCAGGAGGAGAAAGAACAGAUUGAGCAGGCAAAUAAAGAUGAAGAGAAAAACCCAGCAGCAGACACAACACAAGCUGACUCACCCAGAUGUGCAGAUGAGCAAAUGACGGACACCAGUCAGUAUGUGGUGAAUGAGAUGAAAGCUUUGGAGCUUGAGGAGAAACACAUUGACACCCGAGCAGCAGUGGUGGAGCGCAGACUGAGACGCCACAUGGAGACAGGUAGUGAUAAGGAGCAGGAGGAGAAGCUGAUACAGGAGUGGUUCACACUGGUCAAUAAGAAGAAUGCUUUGAUCAGGAGACAGGACUAUCUGGAGAGUCUGCAGCAGGAACAGGACUUAGAGAGGAGGUUUGAGCUCCUGACCCGAGAGCUCAGAGACUUGAUGGCUGUCGAAGACUGGCAGAAGAGUGAAGCUCAUCAGCACCGUGAAGCACUUCUCCUGCAGGAACUUGUCUCUCUGGUCAAUCAGCGUGAUGAGUUAGUCAGAGACAUGGACGCCAAGGAGAGAGGGGCGCUGGAAGAGGACGCUCGCCUGGAGCGAGGUUUAGAGCUUAGACGCAUGAAAUACAGCAGCAAGGAGAAGUGUGUGCUGCAGUAGAGACACACAGCGUCCUGACACACUCUCAAACGUGUGUGUGAGAGAGAGAAGAUGUGUAUCAGAACUGUUGGUUUAUCAAAGUGCAGCAGCACCUCUACAACUGCACUGUAUCAGAGCACAGAAAUGCAUUCUGGGUAACUUAGUACACACUGAUGUUUUUAUCACAAAAACUUUAAAUAAGAGAGAAAUGGUCAAGGGGACAUGGGGACAUGGGGGACAUGUUAAACAAAGAAAUUGUUGGGUAUGCAGAUGUGACCUCUGACUUUCAGGAGUGCCUCAGUGUGUUAUCACAAUUUGGACCUCAUGGCCCAUCACUGGCAUCAUCAUCAUCUUCAUCAUGUUUAUAAUAAAGAGCUGCACCAUAAUGUGUCGUUUAAUUUAAACUUCCUAAUUUAUCUCUCUGUCUCUUCAUAUAUCUUCAAAAAGGUGAAGACUGGAGUUCAGCUGUUACAGUACAAAUAAAAAACAAAUAAAACACAAGUAUAAUCUUCCUUAACUGGUAAUUGGGGUAAAUAUUUUAAUACAGUGGGGCAAUUAAGCAUAAAACACAUCCACAGCUAAAGAAACUUUUCGGUGCAUAAGGAUGGUCUAACAGUAAAGACUUCAGCUUCAGGUUGCUUGUGUCAGUGUUCUCUGGGGUUUUUAGUUCAUCCUUUUUCAUAGUCUUUAAAAUGUGAAGAUUUCUUUGUGACGUGCUUAGUGAUGUUGAUCUUCAGACUGGUUUCCUUUCCUGUAUGUUUUGGAUCAUUGUCCUGCUUGAAGCUUAUUUAUACUUAUUUACACCACUGUAUUAAUCUUUACUCUGAUUUUAUUUUGGUUUCCUUUUUAUUAUUUAGAUUUGUGUAAUUUUAUAAGUGUGAUAAACAUCGUCCUCUCUGGAUUUUACAGAACUUUAUGUUGUCAUGCAGUUUGUGUUAAAGUUGAUUAAUGUUAAUGUUUUUAUUUUAAGUCUUUAUAGUGCCUUUAAAGGUUUGAUACCUUUUUUUUGAAAGAUACUGUUUUUCUGGGUUGUGAAAUUAUUUAUUUUGUGUUUUGUGGUGAUUUGACUGGAUUGUUUUUAUGUGUCUGUCUGUAUUCCUUUUGUUUAAAGGUUAGGAAAAGACAUUUAUUUAGUAAUUACAAAUUAUAUUAGAUCAUUCUGUUAAAUAUUGCUGCUUUCUAGAAACAGGAAGUAUAAUAAAUUCCAUUCUUUAUUUUACUUUGAUAUAAGCGUUUAAACUGAUGUUCAUACAGUAUUAAAGUUUUUAUUUUCCAUAUGAUGCUGAGAGUAAAGCUUGACUCUGAUUGGCUACUGAAAUGACCAAUCAGUGGCUUUCCUUUAAUUAGCCUGACAUUUUGACGUGUUUAUCGUGUAUUAAUAAAGUUUAUUCCUGCUUUA